Messenger RNA from Pseudoliparis swirei, 3580 nucleotides. RefSeq names its product BTB (POZ) domain containing 9 (gene btbd9). NCBI's taxonomy places the organism in Eukaryota, Metazoa, Chordata, Actinopteri, Perciformes, Liparidae. Bases 145 to 2295 code for a protein of 716 amino acids. The transcript has 10 exons. The record is from RefSeq and is a predicted model, not a curated record. Gene Ontology annotation, biological process: circadian behavior; adult locomotory behavior; modulation of chemical synaptic transmission. Gene Ontology annotation, molecular function: protein binding.
GUGAUGUCGGAGGGAUAGUAGGAUUUGGUGCUGGACUUUCGUGCGCAGCGGGGGACAAACUGUCUCUUUCAUUCUUCUGAACCCGUUUAUUCAAGCAGCGGAGUGACCGAGAGCUGCUCGAUGUGACUCCAGCCGCCGUGGACCAUGAGUAACAGCCACCCUCUGCGGCCCCUGGCCUCGGUGUCGGAGAUCGACCACGUGCACCUGCUGUCGGAGCAGCUGGGCGCGCUCGUGCUCGGCGAGGAGUACAGUGACGUCACCUUCGUGGUGGAGGGGAAGCGGUUCCCCGCGCACCGCGUCAUCCUGGCCGCGCGCUGCCACUACUUCAGGGCCCUGCUGUACGGUGGGAUGAAAGAGUCCCAGCCCCAGGCGGAGGUGCGUUUGGAGGAGACGCGCGCCGAGGCCUUCUCGAUGCUGCUCAACUACCUGUACACGGGCCGGGCCAGCCUCAGCUGCGCCCGCGAGGAGGUGCUGCUGGACUUCCUGGGCCUGGCCCACCGCUACGGGCUGCAGCCGCUGGAGGACUCCACCUCGGAGUUCCUGCGCACCGUCCUGCACACCGGCAACGUCUGCCUGGUGUUCGACGUGGCCAGCCUGUACUCUCUGGGCGCGCUCGGCGCCGCCUGCUGUGCCUACAUGGACCGGCACGGACCCGAGGUGCUGAGUUCUGACGGCUUCCUCGCGCUCUCCAAGACUGCCCUGCUGACCUUGGCGCGGCGCGACUCGUUCGCCGCCAGCGAGAAGGAGAUCUUCCAGGCUCUGAGCCGCUGGUGCCGGCAGCGCGAGGACGGCGGCGCCACGCAGGAGGUGAUGGCGGCGGUGCGGCUGCCCCUCAUGACGCUGACGGAGAUGCUGAACGUGGUGCGGCCGUCGCUGCUGCUGAGCCCCGACCACCUGCUGGACGCCAUCAAGACGCGCUCGGAGAGCCGCAACAUGGACCUCAACUACCGCGGCAUGCUGAUCCCGGAGGAGAACAUCGCCACCAUGAAGCACGGCGCCCAGGUGAUGAAAGGGGAGCUGAAGUCGGCGCUGCUGGACGGGGACACGCAGAACUACGACCUGGACCACGGCUUCUCCAGGCACCCCAUCGAGGACGACGGCCGGGCCGGCAUCCAGGUGAAGCUGGGCCAGGCGUCCAUCAUCAACCACGCGCGCCUGCUGCUGUGGGACAGAGACAGUCGGUCGUACUCGUACUACAUCGAGGUGUCCAUGGAUGAGCUGGACUGGGUGCGCGUGGCGGACCACUCGAAGUACCUGUGCCGCUCCUGGCAGGAUCUGUACUUCCCCCCACGAGUCUGCAGGUACGUUCGCAUCGUGGGAACGCACAACACGGUCAACAAGGUGUUCCACCUGGUGGCCUUCGAGUGCAUGUUCACCCACCGCUCGUUCACCCUGGAGAACGGCCUUCUGGUGCCCGCGGAGAACGUGGCCACGAUCGCGCUGAGUGCCAGCGUCAUCGAGGGCGUGAGCCGCAGCCGGAACGCCUUGCUCAACGGCGACACGCGCAACUACGACUGGGACUCGGGCUACACCUGCCACCAGCUGGGCUCCGGCGCCAUCGUCAUCCAGCUGGCUCAGCCCUACGCCAUCGGCUCCUUGAGGCUGCUGCUGUGGGACUGUGACGAGCGCUCCUACAGCUACUACGUGGAGGUCUCCUCCAACCAGCAGCAGUGGACCAAGGUGGUGGACCGCACCCGGCAGGCGUGUCGGUCGUGGCAGACCUUGAAGUUCGACAAGCAGCCGGCCUCCUUCAUCCGCAUCGUGGGGACGCACAACACGGCCAACGAGGUGACGCCGCCCCACUCCAACGCCGGCCCCGCCUCUUCCGACCGUGCCUCACUCUCUCUCUCUCUCCCUCUCUCUCCUCCUCCAGGUGUUCCACUGCGUUCACUUCGAGUGUCCGGCCCAGCUGGACACGGGGGUGAGCGAGGGCAGCCCGGGCCCGGACCCCCCCGGCUCGGGGUCCUCGUCCCCGCAGCCGCGCCCCCAGCGGCCGUCGCGCACCCACAGCCUGCUGCCCCCCCAGCCCUCCCCCCCCGCCUCCUCGUCGUCCUCGCAGUCCCUCCAGUGAGGACGCCUCCCACAAUGCCAGUUUUUUUUGCACACAGCCUAUUCGUCAACCAGUCUCACCGUCAUAGCCACGCCCCCUUUCUCACCCCCCUCGUGGUCGUGUCUGUCCGCAGUGCAGCCGUACAGACGGUGUGUCCUGAUGGACGAGGGUUUGGCGUUUCAGCCGCCGGCUCUCGCCGUUUAUGUGAAGGUACUUUUUUUCUUCUUUUUUUUUCAAGCUACUGAGACUCGAGUUUUGUUUAAUUCAAAGUGGAAUAUUUACUUCUCCAAAGACACACUGCGACGUGCAGUAACACCAGUGUGUGUGUGUGAGAGUGUGUGUGUGUGUGUGUGUGUGUGAGGGGGGUUGCUAUUUGAAUUUUACCAGUUCAUAUUUCCAAAAGAGAGAGAUGGAUUUUAAUCCUAUUUUUUUUAAGGGAGCGUCUUCACUUUUCGUACACGGGUCGCAGUCGGCAGCAUUAUUUUCCAAGGAAAAAAAAAAGUUCGGGAAAAAUUCCAAUUCUUUGCCAAAACCUGCGGAGCUCUCGAUUGCGUCCUGCGGCGCCUGAAUGCAACUUGCACUUAGUCCCAGUUACGCAUUUGCAUAUGAAGUCAUCGCAAAAAAACUUUUUGAUAAAGUAAAAACAAAACAACCCGGGAACUAAUCCUAAGGCGUUUAAGUGCUGUCUUAGCAUUUCAAGCACUUGGGAGAGUUUAGCACAAAUUAUAUUUUUUUUCAGGGGGGUCGAUUCGGUCGGGAGAAUUUAUUUUUUGGGGGCUCGGACCAAAUCAUGUACGGCUGAGAGGAAGGAGGUGGGAACGGAGCAGCUGCCGUCGGCACUUUAUUUUACUCGCGUACGGGAUGUAAAGGUGGCGGCGCCGCAUCAUGUGACUUUAAUUAAUUUAAACUCUUCCUUUUGCUCCUGGAUCCAUUCAGUUUAGUUAUAUUUUGUGUGUUUUUAUGUCGUUUUUAAAUGGCUCCGUCGGCGUUGCGGCUCCUCGUUUCCUUUCCUUUGUGUCCCGAUGUUGCACUUUGAAAAACACAACAACAACAAUGUUUGUCUGCUGUUGAAUAAGCUGAAGACCCCCGCGGUGACCACUGUUGUUCCUAUGAGCCGCCUCGAGUCAUCUCCAUCUGCACAUUUUUAGAAGAGCACCCACGGGUGCCUCGUUGGAUAAAGUCUUCCGUGAGAACCAGAUGAGUGAACCAGGGCUUUGUUCAGGACACGCUCCGACCCAUCAGACCUUUUAGUAUGUGAAUAGUUUUACAUUAUAUAUAUAUAUCAAAUAAUUCCACUGCCUCUUGUUCAAAACAUGCCUGUCAAAAAUGUGAAUAUGGAAACUGACAUUGAUGGUAUGGGGGGGGGUCACGCUGGCCCGGUUCUGGUUCCGAGAGCCUCUGUUACAGACGAUGCGUUCAUGGUCCUCCAGGCACUGAUGACCCCGGCAGCUCUUUAGAUGUUGAUGUGUAAAUGCUGCCCAAGAAGCUGUUUUACUGUCAUGAAACAUUUAAAGAAAAAAAAACCGCCUA